UUCAUCAAGUUGGCCAAAAGUGGGCUUUUAGGGAGGGGGAGCUAGGAGAUAGGAGCUAAAAUGGCUCGUUUCAGACAGGAUGAACUGAGGGUCUGCAUAAAAGGCCAGAAUAAGAUAAAUAAGGAUUUUUUUGAACUGUGAAUAAUGCAGAGCUACUCUAGUGGAAUCCCAGAAUAAAAAUAUAAAGCUUGAAAUGAGCAUAAUAGGUCCCCUUUAAGAUGUUUAAUGUUGGCACAAAAUAUUGGCAAAAUAUAAAUAUUUCAUCCACCUACUGUUCUAUGUUUUUAUGUCUAUCUAUUCACAUGACACCACUGAGUCAGGGUCAGCGAGGUUUACAGUAUAGAAGGUGACUUGUGCCAGCUUCUGACGAUGACAACAAGUGCUGCAGACUCAGGCACAUGCAGUCGUAUAUUCCUGAUCUGCGUUUAGUAUUUCAGCUCUAUUAAUAGUCAUCUCCCAGUCUCCUCUCCACCACUGGGACUGACACACACACACACACACAAAUGCACGAAAAGACACACAGCUCUCCGGCAGGCCUCAAAUAUCACAUCGACCGUCACAUAGUCGAAGAUUGGGCCAUCAAAACAGCUGCAGUAGAGGCAGCACAAGUGGUUACUGUAUUUAUUUUUGCGGUUGAUCAAACAAAGCAAAGUUGGAGAGAUUUCUUGAGAGAUUAUUGUAUUUUAUAUAUUUUUUUUUUUUUAAGGUGCUCAAAGGCUCUGCCAAGUGUGGCAGCUGGUGUUUACAAGUCCUGAAGGUUGUUUAAAGUGUUAAGGGUGGAAAACAGCAAACCUCCUUCCUCCUCUGCCUCCUCUUCCCCUGCCAGCCUCUUUUUCCUCUGGAGGAAAAGGGCCAGUCGGCGUGUGCUGCGGUGAAGGAAAGGUGGUUGACAGCGACACCAAAACCGUAUCUCUUGAAACUGCUUUGCAAAGAAGGCAUCAUCGCAAGGUUUCCUGGAGGUUGUUUGGAUAUUUGCGCGGCAGUCAGAGAGUAAAAACCUGCAGCCAUGUCGCCUUUCCUGCGAAUUGGGUUCUCUAACUUUGAGAUUGAUCCCGGUCUGGCCUACCAUGAAGAGGUGCUGAACCCGUACUGCGCUGUUUACAUGAAGGAGGCCAUCGACACAGAAAAGGGCCAAGUGUACAAGCAGAAGAAGCCCACAAUGUACCCGCCGUGGAGAACCACGUUUGAUGCCCACGUUCACCGCGGUCGCAUCAUGCACGUGAUGGUGAAGGACCGGACAGCAGAGCUAAAGUCUGAGGCCACGGUGGCUCUGGACUUGCUGGCAACACGAUGCAAGAAGGAGAACGGCAAGCUGGAGAUCUGGCUGGAGCUGAAGCCACUGGGCCGCUUGCGGAUGGAGGCCAGGUAUUAUCUGGAGAAAAGCGAUGCGGCAGGUCAGACUGAGGGAGACCCCGAGUCCGAACUAGAGAGAGAGGGUCUGUUCGCCCUCCAUCAGCGGCGAGGUGCCAUCAAACAGGCUAAAGUUCAUGUUGUCAAAUGUCAUGAGUUCAGCGCCACGUUCUUCCCUCAACCGACCUUCUGCUCCGUUUGCAAAGAGUUUGUCUGGGGUCUUAACAAGCAGGGUUACCAAUGCAGAGAGUGUAAUGCAGCUAUUCACAAAAAAUGCAUAGACAAAGUAAUCGCCAAAUGCACUGGUUCAGCCAUUAACAGUAAAGAAACAAUGAUCCACAAGGAGCGCUUCAAGAUCGACAUGCCCCACAGGUUUAAAGUCUACAACUACAAAAGUCCCACUUUCUGUGAACACUGUGGUACUCUGCUGUGGGGCCUCGCCAAGCAGGGGCUCAAAUGUGAGGAGUGUAGCAUGAACGUCCAUCAUAAAUGCCAGAAGAAAGUAGCCAACCUCUGUGGGGUCAACCAAAAACUGAUGGCCGAAGCUCUGGCCAUCAUUGAGAGUAAACAGCAGGCCAGAAGCACCAAAGAAACUGAAAUUAUUGGUCGAGAAGGUCCAGUAGGUGUUGGGCAGCCAGGAAUGGUCCGUGCUCCGUCUGGGUUAGUAACUGGUGUACCAGCAACAGCUACACCUGCAAACAAAGAGUUGCAGGGUAUUUCGUGGGACGGACCAACUGACAUCAGCAGGUCGAUCGCUGAGGUGCUGACAGACGAAGAGCCUCUGUACGCUGUUCCUAGGAAGGAUCACCAACCCAGAUUCACCGUUGAUGACUUCAUCCUGCACAAGAUGCUUGGGAAAGGCAGCUUUGGCAAGGUAUUUUUAGCUGAGCUGAAAAAAAGUGGGCAGUUUUUCGCAGUGAAGGCCCUGAAAAAGGAUGUGGUGCUGAUGGACGAUGACGUUGAGUGCACCAUGGUGGAGAGGAGCGUCCUCUCUUUGGCCUGGGAAAACCCUUUCCUCACGCACCUUUACUGCACUUUCCAGACCAAGGAGAACCUGUUCUUCGUGAUGGAGUAUCUGAAUGGUGGGGAUCUCAUGUUCCACAUCCAAAACUGCCACAAGUUUGACUUGCACAGAGCCACCUUCUAUGCAGCUGAGAUCAUCUGUGGGCUUCAGUUCCUGCACUCUAAAGGAAUCAUUUACAGGGAUCUGAAGCUGGAUAAUGUGCUGUUGGACUCUGAGGGUCAUAUAAAGAUAGCAGACUUUGGCAUGUGUAAGGAGAACAUGCAGGACGACUCGCGGACGUGCACCUUCUGUGGGACACCCGACUACAUCGCUCCUGAGAUCCUGCUGGGUCAGAAGUACAACAGUUCAGUGGACUGGUGGUCGUUUGGAGUGCUGCUGUACGAGAUGCUGAUCGGUCAGUCUCCAUUUCACGGCCGCGAUGAAGAGGAGCUGUUUCAAUCCAUACGAACAGACAACCCUGUUUAUCCCCGCUGGCUCACCAAAGACGCCAAGGACAUUCUGGUCAAGUUGUUUGUGAGGGAGCCUGAGGAGCGCCUGGGAGUGAAGGGAAACAUCAGACGGCACAAUUUCUUCAGCAGCACCGACUGGAGCGCCCUGGAACAACGACAGGUGGAGCCGCCCUUCAGGCCAACUUUAACGUCGCCCAGCGACUGCAGUAACUUUGACAAAGAGUUUAUUAAUGAGAAGCCCCGGCUGUCGUGUGCCGACCGGACGCUCAUCAACAGCGUUGACCAGACAAUGUUCAGAAACUUCUCCUUUGUCAACCCUGGUACCCGUGGAUGGCUCACAUCGCAGCACGCUGACCACCCGACCAGCAACCUACUACCUACAAACAAGCCGCUCAGUCACAACCAGCACUUACUCUAACUGAAACAAACUGCAGAGACUUUAGACUGUGAAUGUCACAAAACUCAACUGUAUCCAUAAACAUGAUGAUAACCACUAAGAAGGUGGCCAGGGUGUCAGGCACAUUCAAAGCAACUGUGACGGGAACUUUGUCGCAUGUCUUUUCUGUCUCUCUACAUUUUAAAAUUUCAAAUAAAACUAAAAUAUCCACAAAAUCUUUUAAAACAGCCAAACAACAAAAACAUCUGGGCUAGACCAAGACUCAUAAAAAGUAACAAUUUACCUGAAGUCCAUUAUGAUGCCUCACAUAUAAUUAGUCAAUUACGUAGUGGCAUUAAUCAUUAUCACAGUGUAAAUCAUAACUCCAAGACAAACAUAGUCAAUUUCUUUCAGUUUAAAAGCAUAUCAUUAAUUAAUUACCUAUAGAAUUCCUCCUUAAAGUAUUCAACCCCCUUAACUUGCCUUUGUGCUUAUCAGGAUGUGUUUAAGAAUAGAAAAUGUGUUGUAAUGAAGUGAGACUGAGAAACUGAUUUAUUCUAUUGUUCUGUUUUAUUUCCUGUCCUAUUGCAUAGCUUAACGACUCUUUUACCUCCACAUCGGGUAGAUGUAAAAAAUACAUUUUAACAGUCCUUUGUUGUGUAAAUAAAUGUAAUCUAAUUUGAUAUACUGCAUUGUUAGUUGGAUGUAGAUCUGUUAAUGUUUAGCAGAGUUCAAUUACAGGGUUUUUGUUUAUGUGUGUUUUCUUAACGUACCUCAGGAGUUUUAUUGAUGCUGUAAUUUGGAUCAGGUACUUACAUCCCUGCAACCUGUAGUUUUUAAUUGUGCUAUUCAUUGUACAUCAAUCCUGUACAAUAAAAUGCAUUUUUUUUUA
Molecule: messenger RNA, 4091 nt
Organism: Siniperca chuatsi (mandarin fish)
Lineage: Eukaryota; Metazoa; Chordata; Actinopteri; Centrarchiformes; Sinipercidae
Gene: prkcq
Product: protein kinase C, theta
Exons: 18
Coding region: 1007-3241 (744 amino acids)
Biological process (GO): intracellular signal transduction; peptidyl-serine phosphorylation
Molecular function (GO): diacylglycerol-dependent serine/threonine kinase activity; ATP binding
Source: RefSeq, a predicted model, not a curated record